This is a messenger RNA of Leptinotarsa decemlineata (Colorado potato beetle), 471 nucleotides long. RefSeq lists its product as uncharacterized. The record is from RefSeq and is a predicted model, not a curated record. NCBI's taxonomy places the organism in Eukaryota, Metazoa, Arthropoda, Insecta, Coleoptera, Chrysomelidae.
AUGGUGAAUGGUUACAAGAAUUCACAUGUGAAUUCGGUAGUCGUGACCGAUAAUGCUCCAUACCAUAAUAUUCAAAGUAAUCCAGCCUCCAACACAAAUUCUAGGAAGUCAGACAUGCUGAGGUGGCUGCACGAAAAAAGCAUGCUUAAACCUGAAAUAUACGAGUUGAUCAUAUUGAAUGAAAACCAUCAUAAUAGAUUUCAUGAGGUUCUACUUGAACACGGACAUAACGUUUUACGACUUCUACCCUAUCACCCGGAUUUGAAUCCCAUUGAACUCAUUCGGGUUACUGUCAAAAACAACGUGUCCCAAAAGAAUGUAAUUUUCAAGUUGAAAAAUGUGAGGAAACUGGCGGAGCACGAGUUUGAUCAAAUCACUUCCGAGGAAUGGCGACAUGUAGUAGAUAUACAUGUAGUUGCCGACAUGUUUUUUAAUAAAUGUGGUUCCUCACAAAGCAAGCAAAUUUCCUAA